Messenger RNA from Cebus imitator (Panamanian white-faced capuchin), 1063 nucleotides. RefSeq names its product mitochondrial inner membrane protein MPV17 (gene MPV17). The coding region runs from base 201 to 653 and encodes 150 amino acids. Lineage: Eukaryota; Metazoa; Chordata; Mammalia; Primates; Cebidae. Gene Ontology annotation, cellular component: membrane; cytoplasm. The record is from RefSeq and is a predicted model, not a curated record. The transcript has 7 exons.
GAAGCAUGGCACUCUGGCGGGCAUACCAGCGGGCUCUGGCUGCUCACCCGUGGAAAGUACAGGUCCUGACAGCUGAAUGAAGCCCUGGGCAAACUGCCAGAGUGUCAGUGGCUACCAUCAGAUGUCCCUCCCUCCUUGGAACAGCAGCCCAUUCUAGGAGAUGUCCUGACAACACCUGUGUACCCUGCACAGGGUCUCUGAUGGGCGUGGGUGACAUUAUCUCACAGCAGCUGGUGGAGAGGCGGGGUCUGCAGGAACACCAGAGAAGCCGGACUCUGACCAUGGUGUUGCUGGGCUGUGGCUUUGUGGGCCCUGUGGUAGGAGGCUGGUACAAGGUUUUGGAUCGGUUCAUCCCUGGCACCACCAAGGUUGAUGCACUGAAGAAGAUGUUGUUGGAUCAGGGUGGCUUUGCCCCGUGUUUUCUGGGGUGCUUUCUCCCACUGGUAGGGGCACUCAAUGGACUUCCAGCCCAGGACAAUUGGGCCAAACUACAGCGGGAUUAUCCUGAUGCCCUUAUCACCAACUACUAUCUAUGGCCUGCUGUGCAGUUAGCCAACUUCUACCUGAUCCCCCUUCAUUACAGGUUGGCUGUUGUCCAAUGCGUUGCUGUUAUCUGGAACUCCUACCUGUCCUGGAAGGCACAUCAGCCCUAAGCCUACCUCACUCCAUCAUUUCCACUUUGCAGAUUGGACCUGGAACAGUCAGACAACCUCCUCAAAGUGGGCACAGCAGUUUCCAUGGGAUUGGGUUGCCAGUCAGAACUUAAGAAGACUAGCACCCUGCCAUUCCUCUCUUCACUCUAAAAUGUACACUGACUGCUUUAGAGCCCUUUAAAAUAGUCUUACUCCCUCCACAUACUAAGCACUCUAUGAAUAUCUGGUGAACUUCAUGACCUUAUCAACUUUACACCUAUAUCCCAGCAGAUGCUACUCGUUCCCACUCUUCACAGACACAUUUGUUACUCUAACCCUGCCCAGCGUUACUGUAGCUCCAGCUCUUUAGAAACCCCAGAACCCUUUAUAUGGUGCCUCAGUAAAUAUGUUAUUAAAUAUGUAGUCUGGAA